GAUGUGGCCGUGUAAGCAGCGCCAAGUUCAGGCUUUUGUGGCCAGUGGCCAGCACCUGCCCUACACCUGGGUGCUGUGUGGUUGGCUCUUUCUGGCUCCCUGUCCCCUUGGGUCCUGCCUUACUGGGAAUGUCCUGGCUUGGGGUCCCGCCAGAGGGCUGGGGUGAGGCAGCUGCCGGAGUCUCCAGGCUUCCUGAGGCCGGUAGGAGAAGUGGCUCACCCAGGCCGCGCUCACUUGGGUCCCCGCCCGCUCCUGCCUCUGCCUCCCCGCCUCAACCCCGCCCCCCGACCCCAAGCCGCUCCGGGCCGAGGAGAGUAGCUGCCAUCGCGCCUUUAAAGGAGAAACUUGCCUCUAGUCCCUCGGGACGCGAACACCCAGGACGGUCCCCGCUUGGGGUCUCCGGGGAGGUCGGACCGGGGCGCGGGACCUGGGGUGCGGCAGGCUGCGCUCUCCCGGCCGGUGACGCAGAGCGCGCCGCGGGCGACACGGACAGUGCGGGGCGAGUGACGCGGGGACGCAGCCCUCUCCGAGCAGGUGCGCGCGCCGGCCCCGGACGGACAUCACCAGGGCCGGCGACGAGCAGCCCUUGAGGUGCUUUCCGAACGCACAGCCUCGCAGGCUGGAGGAAAUGCUGUCCUGAGGGAGGCAGGAGCCGGUGGGAGCCGGAGAGGGGGCAGCCCUCACUAUGGAGCCCUUACCCCCAAGGAAAGAUGGCUCCGAGCUGGAAGAGGGCCUCGGGGUGCAGCCCAGGAGGGUCGUGGACCUGGACAUGGUCUCCAAUCUCCGGCGAAGCAACAGCAGGAUGGGGAAGUCACAGUAUCUAUAUGGCAACUGUGGAAAGCAAGAACAUCUUAGUUCAUGGAUUCCUGAAAACAUCAUGAAGAAAGAGUGCGUGUACUUUGUGGAAAGCCCCAAACUGUCCGAUGCCGGGAAAGUGGUGUGCGAGUGUGGCUACAUGCACAAGCAGCACCUGGAGGAGGCCACCAGGCCCCAGGCCUUCCAGGGCAAGGAGUGGGACCCAAAAAAACAUGUCCAGGAGAUGCCAACUGAUGCCUUUGGUGACAUUGUCUUCACAGGCCUGGGCCAGAAGACGGGAAAGUACGUGCGCCUGUCCCAGGACACACCUUCCAGCGUGAUCUACCGCCUCAUGACCCAGCACUGGGGCCUGGAUGUCCCCAGCCUCCUCAUCUCUGUGACGGGUGGGGCCAAGGACUUCAUCAUGAAGCCCAGGCUGAGGAGCAUCUUCCGCAGGGGCCUGGUCAAGGUGGCCCAGACCACAGGGGCCUGGAUCAUCACCGGGGGCUCCCACACCGGCGUGAUGAAGCAGGUGGGCGAGGCGGUGCGGGACUUCAGCCUGAGCAGCAGCUACAACAAGGGAGAAAUCGUCACCAUUGGCAUUGCCACGUGGGGCACGGUGCACAACCGGGACAGCCUGAUCCACCCUGCGGGCAGCUUCCCUGCUGAGUACAUGGUGGACGAGGAUGGCCAAGGGCACCUGACCUGCCUGGACAGCAACCACUCCCACUUCAUCCUUGUGGACGACGGGACUCACGGCCGCUACGGGGUCGAGAUCCCCCUGAGGUCGAGGCUGGAGAAGUUCGUAUCAGAGCAGACAAAGGAGAGGGGAGGUGUGGCCAUCAAGAUCCCCAUCGUCUGUGUGGUACUGGAGGGGGGCCCUGGCACACUGCACACCAUCUACAACGCCAUCACCCACGGCACCCCCUGCGUGAUCGUGGAGGGCUCAGGCCGUGUGGCCGACGUCCUUGCCCAGGUGGCCAGCCUGCCCAUCUCCGAGAUCACCAUCUCCCUGAUUCAGCAGAAGCUGAGCGAGUUCUUCCAGGAGAUGUUUGACACCUUCACCGAAAGGCAGGUCGUGGAGUGGACCAAGAAGAUCCAGGACAUUGUCCGGAAGCAGCAGCUGCUGACCAUCUUCCGGGAGGGCAAGGAUGGCCAGCAGGACGUGGAUGUGGCCAUCCUGCAGGCCCUGCUGAAAGCCUCUCGGAGCCAAGACCACUUUGGCCACGAGACCUGGGACCACCAGCUGAAGUUAGCAGUGGCGUGGAACCGCGUGGACAUCGCCCGGAGUGAGAUUUUCACUGAUGAGCGGCAGUGGAAGCCUUCAGAUCUGCACCCUGUGAUGACGGCUGCCCUCAUCUCCAACAAGCCUGAGUUCGUGAAGCUCUUCCUGGAGAACGGGGUGCUGCUGAAGGAGUUCGCCACGUGGGACACCCUGCUCUACCUGUAUGGGAACCUGGACCCCACCUGCCUGUUUCACAGCAAGCUGCAGAAGGUGCUGGCCGAGGAGCCUGCCCCCCACCACAUGCAGAUGCACCAUGUGGCCCAGGUGCUGCGGGAGCUCCUCGGGGACUUCACACAGCCACUAUACUGCGUGCCCCGCAUGGGUGACCGGCUGCGGCCCUUGCUGCCAGUGCCUCCUAUCAAGCUCAACGUACAGGGAGCGAGCCUCCAGUCCCUCUACAAGCACUCCUCAGGCUGUGAUGCCUUCACCAUGGACCCAGUGCGCGAUCUUCUCAUUUGGGCCAUUGUCCAGAACCGCCGGGAGCUGGCAGAAAUCAUCUGGGCUCAGAGCCAGGACUGCAUUACGGCCGCCCUGGCCUGCAGCAAGAUCCUGAAGGAGCUGUCCAGGGAGGAGCAGGACACAGACAGCCUGGAGGACAUGCUGGCGCUCACAGCCGCGUUCGAAAACAGAGCCGUCGGGGUCUUUACCGAGUGUUACCGGAAGGAUGAGGAGAGAGCCCAGAAGCUGCUUGUCCGUGUUUCGGAGGCCUGGGGGAAGACCACCUGCCUGCAGCUGGCCCUGGAGGCCAAGGACAUGAAGUUUGUGUCUCACGGGGGCGUCCAGGCUUUCCUGACCAGGGUGUGGUGGGGCCAGCUCAGCAUGGACAAUGGGCUCUGGCAGGUGUUCCUGUGCAUGCUGGUCUUCCCACUGCUCUACACCGGCCUCAUCUCGUUCAGGGAGAGGAGGCUGCGGGCUGGCAGGGGCCUGGCCCGCAUCCGCACCUUCUUCAGCGCGCCCGUGGUCGUCUUCCACCUGAACGUCCUGUCCUACUCCGCCUUCCUCUGCCUCUUUGCCUACGUGCUCAUGGUGGACUUCCAGCCCACGCCCUCCGGUUGUGAGCGCCUCCUCUACCUCUGGCUCUUCUCCCUGGUGUGCGAGGAGUCACGGCAGCUCUUCUACAACCCUGACGGGUGCGGGCUGGUGAAGAUGGCGCUCCGGUACUUCAGUGAUUUCUGGAAUAAGCUGGACAUUGGUGCCAUCUUGCUCUUCAUAGUGGGACUUGUCUGCAGGCUCACACCAACGCUGCUGUAUCCCGGGCGCAUUGUCCUGUCUCUGGAUUUCAUCAUGUUCUGCCUCCGGCUGAUGCACAUUUUCACUAUCAGUAAGACACUGGGGCCCAAGAUAAUCAUCGUGAAGCGGAUGAUGAAGGACGUCUUCUUUUUCCUCUUCCUGUUGGCGGUGUGGGUGGUGUCUUUCGGGGUGGCCAAGCAGGCCAUCCUCAUCCACAACGAGAGCCGGGCGGAGUGGAUCUUCCGGGGUGUCAUCUACCACUCGUACCUCACCAUCUUUGGGCAGAUCCCGGCCUACAUUGACGGUGUGAACUUCAGCCCGGACCAGUGCAGCCCCAAUGGCACAGACCCCUACAAGCCCAAGUGCCCCGAGAGCGACACCAGGGGGCUCGAGCCCGUGUUCCCCGAGUGGCUGACGGUCACCUUGCUCUGCCUCUACCUGCUCUUCACCAACAUCCUGCUGCUCAACCUCCUCAUCGCCAUGUUCAACUACACGUUCCAGCAGGUCCAGGAGCACACAGACCAGAUCUGGAAGUUCCAGCGCCACGGCCUGAUAGAGGAGUACCACGGCCGGCCCCCAUUGCCGCCGCCCCUCAUCCUCCUCAGCCACCUGCACCUCUUCAUCAAGAGGGUCAUCCUGAAGAGGCCUGCCGGCCAACACCAGCAGCUCAAGAAUAAGCUGGAGAAGAACGAGGAAGCAGCCCUGCUGUCCUGGGAGGCCUACCUGAAGGAGAACUUCCUGCAAGGCCAGCAGAGGCAGAGGGAGAAGCAGAAGGUCCAGGACCUCGGCAGCAGGGUUGACACCAUGGUGGACCUACUGGAAAUGGAGCGUCUGAAGCUGUUGGGCACCUUGGAGCAGAGACUGGCCUCCCUGGAGGAGCAGGUGGCCCAGACAACCGGCGCAUUACACUGGAUCAUGAAGACCCUGAGAGACGGCAGCCUUGGCUCGGAGGAGGGCAUCCCCACCCUGGCAACCCAGAAAGCCUCAGAGGGGCAGGACCCUGCGCUGGACAGCAGGCAGAAGGCUGAGGACCCGGGUGACCCCCACCACGUGCAUGCCCGGCACCUCUUGUACCCCAACGCCCCGGUCACACGUUUCCCGGUGCCCAACGAGAAGGUGCCCUGGGAGACGGAGUUCCUCAUCUAUGAGCCUCUCUUCUACUCGGCUGAGUGGACAGACAAGGGCCCGGCGGACCCCAUGGGGGGCGCCCUGGAACCUCUGUCUGGGAUCAGCUUCAACGCCAUGGACGGGCCCGUUGAUCGCCGGAGCUUCCACGGGGCCUACAUGGUGCGGGACGGGCUCCCUCUGAACCCAAUGGGCCGCACAGGACUUCGUGGGCGUGGGCACCUCUGCUGCUUCGGCCCCAACCACACGCUGCAGCCUGUGGUCACCCGCUGGAGGCGGAACCAGGAUGGAGCCAUCUGCAGGAAAAAAGUAAAGAAAAUGCUGGAAGUGUUGGUGGUGAAGCAUGCCCUGUCAGAGCACUGGGCCUUGCCAGGGGGCUCCCAGGAACCAGGGGAGACAUUGCCCUGGACACUGAAGCAGGUCCUGGGGAGAGAAUGUUGGCCUUGCUUCCGGAACUUGCUGGCACAGGGCACGGAGGUAUACAAAGGAUAUGUGGAUGACCCAAGGAACACAGACAAUGCCUGGAUCGAGACAGUGGCCAUAAGCAUCCACUUCCCCAACCAGAGUGACGUGGAGCUGAAGAGGCUAAACUGUCACCUGCAUGCCUGUGACCCAGAGACAGCCAUCCGAUGGCAGGCCGUGGACAAGCACGUCCCGCUGCAUGCCAGCCACAAGGCCAUCCUCCAGAAGGUGGCCGCUCUCUAUGGGGCUUUCUACUGACCUGUGAGCUCAGGCCAGGCCCUCUGCCCGGAGCAGGCGAGCUGGUCCUUCCACAGGGACUUGAGCUGCACGGGCUGCAGGCCGACACCAGCCGCCUGGGGCACACGCAGCCUGGACAUGGACAGGCGAGGGGCCACUGCCAGGGCACUGGGGAUGUGGUUUGGGGAUCUGUGCCCCUCUCUGUCAGCCCAAGUUGCCUGCCAAAGAAGCUUGUGAAUUGGAGCGUGUCAGGGCCCCUGCAAGGACAGCCAAGUCAGGGGACAUUCUGGCUGCAUCCAGGCGGCAGGUCCCCAGGGCUGAGGUGAACACCGGGACCCCAGCAGACAUCACUGCCCACCACCCUCCAGAGCCAGCUGGCAGCAGCUGAGGGGCUGGGCAGGGCCGAUUCCCACCUGGUGGGUGGUCACUAGCAGCAUGUCCACCCCAGAGGUGCUCUGGCCCAGGGCCUGUGUUUCCUGGGGGCCGGGUUCCCUGUGGCUUCCUCUUCUGGCUGGUGCCCCUGAGAUGGCCUCUGCCAUGACCUAACUCGGGCCCUAGCCUGGCCUGGGCAGGGCACCACAGAGACCCCGUUCACUGCCCAGGGCUGUCAGGGUCUGUGCCCGGUGCCUCCGAGGGCCUGCGUGGGGCUCUCCGCACACAGCACUGCUUCCUGUCCUGGGAGCUCAGGGGUGUGGACGUUGGGCCAGCCAGGGACUCAGACCAUCAGCAGGAACCAUCAGGAGCUGUCAGGACUGGGACUGUAACAUCUGACAUUAAAUCCACAUGCCGGCCUCUUCUGUGCUUCCCAGAAAUAGAGUUGCAGACAUGAACAGCGGUCAGGGGGUGGCUGCCUCUUCUUCAUUCUCCCUUCACUCUCCCUGCACACCCCCCAGGCUGGGCCUGGCUCCCCACGCCCUCCCCCGCUCCCGACUGCAGGCACUUCCAGCCUUGCCGUUUUAUCCAGAAUCCUACACCCCCAAACUAACAUUCAAGUGGCUGCACCAAAUAAAGAUGUUUUAGAAGAUACAAAA
Molecule: messenger RNA, 6165 nt
Organism: Manis pentadactyla (Chinese pangolin)
Lineage: Eukaryota; Metazoa; Chordata; Mammalia; Pholidota; Manidae
Gene: TRPM2
Product: transient receptor potential cation channel subfamily M member 2
Exons: 33
Coding region: 686-5155 (1489 amino acids)
Biological process (GO): calcium ion transmembrane transport
Cellular component (GO): mitochondrion; membrane
Molecular function (GO): ADP-ribose diphosphatase activity; ligand-gated calcium channel activity
Source: RefSeq, a predicted model, not a curated record